Acipenser ruthenus (sterlet) is the source of this 3130-nucleotide messenger RNA. Its product is annotated as broad substrate specificity ATP-binding cassette transporter ABCG2. Bases 176 to 2314 code for a protein of 712 amino acids. The record is from RefSeq and is a predicted model, not a curated record. Lineage: Eukaryota; Metazoa; Chordata; Actinopteri; Acipenseriformes; Acipenseridae. Gene Ontology annotation, molecular function: ATP hydrolysis activity; ABC-type transporter activity; ATP binding. Gene Ontology annotation, cellular component: plasma membrane. The transcript is spliced from 16 exons.
UCCAACCUCUGCCAGCACUGGCUGGGAGUCAAUACAGACACCAGCAGUAUAUAUACAGACGGGGUUACGGUACAGUACAGUAUGGAUUUUUCAUCUUCUUAACAGGCACAGUUAAGAAAAAGAUUGAGUUCAUAAAUUAUUCCUAAUAUCGCCAUAUCGAUCGUGCCUGGCCAAAAUGGGAAGUAAAACCAGUAAACAAGAUCUUUCUAAUACUGGUAUCCCAGCUGCAGAAAUAAUUUCAUACAACAACAAAGUAGGGGAUAUCUCGGCUUCAAACCACAGUGUGGUCUCUGUAACUGCAGAAGAGGAGGAUACAUUCCAGCGAGCUGUGCCGACCAGAGAGUCACUGAAAUGUCCCAGUGGCUCGGUGGUCAGCUUCCACAACAUUCAGUAUACUGUCAAAAUGUCCAGCGGCCUGCCCUGUAAACGCAAAGUCGUGGAGAAGCAAAUCCUUUUAGGUGUCAAUGGGAUAAUGAAACCUGGCUUAAAUGCUAUCCUUGGCCCCACAGGGAGUGGCAAGUCUUCGUUGCUGGAUGUUCUGGCUGCAAGGAAGGAUCCAGCAGGUUUGUCUGGUGAGGUGCUGAUUGAUGGAACACCACAGCCUUCAAACUUCAAGUGCAUCUCAGGCUAUGUAGUCCAGGAUGAUAUUGUCAUGGGCACCCUGACGGUCAGGGAAAACCUGCUGUUCUCAGCGGCUCUCAGGCUUCCCACCUCUAUUACCUACAAGGAGAAGGAAGAAAGAGUGGCAAAUGUUAUCUCAGAGCUCGGGUUAACAAAAGUGGCUGACUCUAAAGUUGGCACAGAACUGAUCAGAGGCGUGUCUGGAGGGGAGCGAAAGCGAACAAAUAUUGGGAUGGAGCUGAUAACUGAGCCCCCUGUCCUGUUUCUGGAUGAACCAACAACAGGCCUGGAUGCUAGCACAGCAAAGGCUGUACUUAUACUUCUGAAGAGGCUUUCACGAAGAGGGCGAACUAUCAUAUUUUCAAUUCACCAACCCCGUUACUCUAUAUUUAAGUUGUUUGAUAGCCUGACGUUAUUGGCUUCUGGGAAAAUGAUGUAUCAUGGGCCAUCCAAAACGGCAUUGGAAUACUUCACUUCUAUUGGUUAUGAAUGUGAAUCCUUCAACAACCCAGCAGAUUUCUUUUUGGAUAUCAUCAACGGAGACUCUACUGCUGUGGCAGCAAGUCGAGCUUUCGAUACAGAUGAUAAGAAUGGAAGUAAACAAACUGAAAGUGCCAGUGAAAAUCCAGACACCAUUGAAAUCCAAGAUCCGGAACACAUUGACAAAAGCUUAGUGGAAAAACUAAAUGAGCAGUACAUGAAGUCGACCCAGUACAGCAAAAUGCAAGAAGCCUUGACAAAGAUUGAAGCCAACAGGGGGGAGAAGAAAAAGAAAAAGCUUCAGUCGAUCACUUACGCCACUUCAUUCCUCAAUCAGCUUUACUGGGUUACCAAUCGCUCCUGCAAGAACCUGGUGCGCAACCCACAGGCUUCAGUUGCACAGGUUGUAGUAACAAUCGUUUUGGGUGCAAUUGUUGGUGCAAUCUUCUUUGGUGUAAAACUAGACCCCAGUGGAAUUCAGAACAGAGUGGGCUCUCUGUUCUUCCUAACCACAAAUCAGUGUUUCUCCAGUGUGUCUGCUAUUGAACUGUUUAUCAAGGACAAGAAGUUGUUCAUACACCAGUAUACCAGUGGUUACUACAGACUGUCUGCCUACUUUAUUUCAAUUCUGCUGGGAGACCUGAUUCCAAUGAGGACAGUCCCUGCCGUUUUGUUUUCUGUCAUCACCUACUGGAUGAUAGGUUUCCAAAGAUUGGCUGGAAACUUUUUCUUCUUCAUGCUCACACUGGUGAUGGUGUCGUACACAGCUACCACAAUGGGUCUUGCUAUCAGUGCAGGGAUGGAUGUUGUUGCAAUAGCAAAUCUCUUCAUCACUAUUUGUUUCGUCUUCAUGAUUAUAUUCUCUGGUCUUCUAGUGAAUCUUCCAUCAGUCAUGGGUUGGUUGAAUUGGCUGAAAUAUUUUAGCAUCCCAAGAUAUGGUUUAACGGCACUACAAGUGAAUGAGUUCAGAGGUUUAUAUUUCUGUGACAGUAAAACAAACAACAGUACAUCUUUCCAAAUAGCUAUGGUGAACUGUUCAACGAGCGCUUCAAAUUUUGGGGGAAUAUGCUAUGGAGAGGCUUACCUCUGCGGACAAGGCAUUGGGUACAAUGACUGGGCAAUGUGGGAAAACAUUGUUGCUCUUGGCUGUAUGAUUAUCAUCUUUCUAACCAUUGCUUACAUGAAACUCAGUUUCAUGAGGAAAUUCACAUAGAUAUUGGGUGUUUUUUCCCCUGAUUAAAUAUUUUAAUUGCAGGUAAGAAAUAAGAAAAUGUGUAUACAAAGCAAAUUCAAAAACACAAUAAUAAAUUAGUUUAAGAUAGCUGUGAUAUUUCAUACCUGUACCAUAUUUAUGUCAUACAGCUUGACAGACUUGACCGUCAGAAAAAGACUAGCAGUAUUUUGCAAAAACGGUGGAGUAGCAUGCAUUAAUUUACUGGAGAUUUAAUCACAGCUAAAAAUUCGGAGCCUGUCAUUUAUUUAGCCCCUGUUAUUUAUGGAAUAAUCAACUAGAACGGCUACUUUGUAUUUGUGGAGAGAACAAAUGUGUUAUUUUUUUUUAGUUUAAACUUAAUAUUAAGAUUCUGCACUUUAUAGCAGUAGUUUGUGUUAUGAAAAAAAUACAUUACUUUCUCCAUAAAUCUCUUUUACUUGGAAAUUGAACUAAUUGAAAGCAUAUAUAAAAGCCUAACAUUAUUCCACUGAGCAGUUGAACUUUUAUUUAGUAUGAAGCUGCCAUGAGAAGUAUUAUUCAAAUACAAACCAAAACUUAAACAAUACUAACAUUAAUGGAAUGCAAUCUGAUAUUUUGCAUUCCAGACAGUGUAAUCUGUAACUGUAGUUUUGUUUGGAUACCAAAUAUGAUUCAGCAUCCAUGUAGGAUUUCUGCUGUACAUUUAUAACAAUUUUCACAGCAAUUGAUCUGUAUAUAAUGUGUUUAUUGUUGUACAUAAUGUAACAUGUUGGGAACUGGAUAACUUUAAUUUGUACAUUUUUUCACGUUUCAUUCAAUAAAAUGUUUAAAAAUAAA